GAUGCACAAAACAAAUAAUCACUAGAGUCGGAGCUUUAUCCAGUCUGUGCAGAGAUAAGUGGAAUAUUUGACCUUCACCAUGAUUAACAAGGCUUUCUUUGAAAUUGUGUUGGUUCUGUUGGCUUCUUCCACUGUUUGCUCCCAAGAGCUGAAACUGGUUCUUUGCCAGCAAAGGAGAGUGAACCAAGAGAGUUUAAAACUUUUGAAUGAACUGCAGACCUCGUCAAUUCAGCAGUGUCUACUGCACAGGAAAAACUUCCUGCUUCCCCAGAAGUCUGUGAAUCCUCACCAGUAUCAGAAAGGACAAGUACUGGCCAUUCUUCAUGAGAUGCUUCAACAGAUCUUCAACCUCUUCAGGGCAACCUCUUCUCUUGAUGGUUGGGAGGAAGGUCACACAGAAAAGUUCCUUGUUGAACUUCUUCAACAGCUGGAAUACCUAGAAGCACUCAUGAGACUGCAAGCAAAGAAGAAAAGUGACACCUUGGGCAGUGAGAACCUUAGAUUACAGGUUAAAAUGUAUUUCCAAAGGAUCCAUGAUUACCUGGAAAGCCAGGACUAUAGCAGCUGUGCCUGGACCAUUGUCAAAGUAGAAAUCAACCGGUGUCUGUUCUUGGUGUUCCCACUCACAAGAAAGCUGAGUGAACAGGGCAUGGAAACUUGA
Messenger RNA from Capra hircus (goat), 661 nucleotides. It is a transcript of the gene IFNE, whose product is annotated as interferon epsilon. The coding region runs from base 80 to 661 and encodes 193 amino acids. NCBI's taxonomy places the organism in Eukaryota, Metazoa, Chordata, Mammalia, Artiodactyla, Bovidae. Gene Ontology annotation, molecular function: cytokine activity; type I interferon receptor binding. Gene Ontology annotation, cellular component: extracellular region. The record is from RefSeq and is a predicted model, not a curated record. The transcript has a single exon. Gene Ontology annotation, biological process: response to exogenous dsRNA; defense response; positive regulation of peptidyl-serine phosphorylation of STAT protein.